AAAUGGCGAAGCCUCACCUACAAAUACCGCUAAUCGUCUGAGGAUUUUUCCCCAAAGUCUUAGUAUCACAACUUCGACCGGAAAAUCUCUCCUUCUGAUUCUCUUUGCCUGACCCUCCGUAUCUGUUGAUUAUGGCAAAUCAAGCUGAAUCGUCAGACUCCAAAGGUACGAAGAGAGACUUCAGUACCGCCAUUUUGGAGCGGAAGAAAGCCCCAAAUCGGCUUGUUGUCGAUGAAGCAAUCAACGAUGAUAACUCGGUGGUCGCGCUUCAUCCUGAUACCAUGGAGAAGCUUCAACUCUUCCGUGGGGAUACGAUCCUCAUCAAGGGUAAGAAGAGAAAGGACACAAUAUGCAUUGCUCUAGCUGAUGAUACAUGUGAUGAGCCUAAAAUAAGGAUGAACAAGGUUGUGAGAAGCAAUCUUAGGGUUAGGCUUGGUGAUGUUGUCUCUGUGCACCAAUGUGCUGAUGUUAAGUAUGGAAAGCGUGUACAUAUUCUUCCUGUGGAUGAUACCAUUGAAGGAGUUACUGGAAACCUUUUUGAUGCGUAUUUAAAACCCUAUUUCUUGGAGGCAUAUCGUCCCUUGAGGAAGGGUGAUCUCUUCCUUGUGAGAGGGGGAAUGAGGAGUGUAGAGUUCAAGGUUAUUGAGACCGAUCCAGCUGAAUACUGUGUGGUAGCCCCAGACACUGAGAUCUUUUGUGAAGGAGAGCCUGUGAAAAGGGAGGAUGAGGAUAGAUUAGAUGAAGUUGGUUAUGAUGAUGUUGGUGGANGUGAUUGCAUAUUGCAGUCGACACGACAAUUAUUGAGUACACGUUAA
Molecule: messenger RNA, 815 nt
Organism: Cucurbita pepo subsp. pepo (vegetable marrow)
Lineage: Eukaryota; Viridiplantae; Streptophyta; Magnoliopsida; Cucurbitales; Cucurbitaceae
Source: RefSeq, a predicted model, not a curated record